UUCAUUUCUGCCAAGGUUUUAAGGCAACUUGGGAGGUACGGUUUAAGUUUAGGUAGGCCUAAGAGGUACCUAAGUCUACUACCUAAGUCUUUCAAGAUUAGCUACAAUUUACAAUUUACAAUUACAAUUACCUCCUCAACUUUACCUCUUCCGCAUUCCAUCUCCGACAAGACGUGCACCUAAUAACAUAUUCUUUCACUUCACAACGCGCGACGUCCUUUCGCUUUUCGAUUCUUCCUAAUUCGUGUCCUUCUUCAAUCAACAUAUUCAAUUCCGAUCCCGCCGACCGUCCAAUCAACCGACGAAGCACACCCUACCUGCACUGCAACGGUUUAGGCGCAUCACAUCAUCAACUCGAGUUGCCCCUUUCUUGUUUUGUUUUCUUGGAUCGUACCACGCUUUUCCUACGCCUUAUACCGUGUUAUUAGUUCUGCGACAAAGUCAAGAUGCCGUCGCUCUGCGGAUUAGGAGGAUCAAAGACAGUACAGCGUAAGCUGGUUCUUUUGGGAGACGGUGCUUGCGGAAAGACAUCUUUACUGAACGUCUUCACGCGAGGAUAUUUCCCGACAGUUUAUGAGCCUACGGUCUUCGAAAACUACGUUCACGAUAUUUUUGUGGAUAACGUGCACAUCGAAUUAUCAUUAUGGGAUACAGCCGGACAAGAAGAAUUCGACCGCUUACGAAGUCUCUCCUACGAUAACACAGACGUAGUUGUGCUCUGUUUCAGCGUCGAUAGUAAAGACUCGCUAGAAAACGUGGAGAGCAAAUGGGUUGGCGAGAUUCAGGAGAACUGUCCUGGUGUGAAGCUGGUCUUAGUGGCCCUCAAGUGCGAUCUGCGAGAGAACAACGAGGAAGAAGACGACGCUGCUGCGAGCGGAACAGACGGUCCCCAAAGAGAAAAGAAGCCCAUGAUCGACUACAACCAAGGCCUAGAUGUUGCGCGGCGCAUUAAGGCUAUGCGCUACCUCGAGUGCUCAGCCAUGAGGAAUCGAGGCGUCAACGAGGCAUUCACCGAGGCUGCUCGAGUGGCUCUAAGCGUCAAACCAAGCGGCGAGGGUGAUUCGAAGUGUGCUGUCAUGUAAGAUCAGUACGAAUCCGUGCCACCCGACUCGAUACGAAUUUCUUUCUACAGGCCCUGGACAAGCGCAGGAGUUUGGGAUUACGAGAAUAUCCCUAUUUUUUUUAUUUUUAUUUUUUUUUUU
This is a messenger RNA of Daldinia loculata, 1202 nucleotides long. Its product is annotated as putative RHO3 protein. Lineage: Eukaryota; Fungi; Ascomycota; Sordariomycetes; Xylariales; Hypoxylaceae. Gene Ontology annotation, molecular function: GTP binding; GTPase activity. The transcript has 3 exons. The record is from RefSeq and is a predicted model, not a curated record. Bases 447 to 1082 code for a protein of 211 amino acids. Gene Ontology annotation, biological process: small GTPase-mediated signal transduction.